AUGUUGACUUUUUCAUUGACAAGAACCGAUAGGAUUUUGACACCUUCCGAUUUCACGAUCAUCGAUUUUCUGAUGGAGUUAGGGAUUGAUGAUUCUGUUACUGACGAUACAUUAAGAGAAGCUGCCAUGGUUGAAGUGGAUAGCAUACCUGAUGAAAACAGAGAAGAAGAAAGUUCGGCCGAACCAACUUACAAACAAGACCAAGACGGUCAGGAGUUUGAGUCGGAAGCAGCUGCACAUGCAUUUUAUAAUGCAUACGCAGCCGAGGUUGGAUUCAUCAUUCGUGUAAGCAAACUUUCACGGUCAAGGCGUGACGGAACUGCUAUUGGACGCGCUCUUGUUUGCAACAAAGAGGGUUACAGAAUGCCGGACAAACGCGAAAAGAUCGUUAGGCAAAGGGCAGAGACAAGGGUUGGUUGCAGGGCAAUGAUUAUGGUGAGGAAAGUUGGUUCUGGUAAAUGGGUUGUUACGAAAUUUGUUAAGGAGCACACUCAUCCAUUGAAUCCUGGAAGUGGUAGAAGGGAUUGCAUGUUUGAACAAUAUCCGUCUCAGAACGAACACGAUAAAAUCCGCGAACUAUCUCAACAAUUGGCAAUCGAGAAAAAGCGAUCGGUGACUUAUAAAAGACAACUUGAAGUGAUAUUUGAUUAUAUCGAGGAGCACAAUGUGAGCCUUUCAAAGAAAAUACAGCACAUAGUAGACAGUGUGAAGCAGAUGGAACCUAAAGAAGAAGAACACAAUCAUUCAUAG
Vicia faba (fava bean) is the source of this 750-nucleotide messenger RNA. Lineage: Eukaryota; Viridiplantae; Streptophyta; Magnoliopsida; Fabales; Fabaceae. The record is from the annotation of a GenBank genome assembly.